AUGCCGGUCAUCGCAGCAAUAGCCGACGAGCAUGACAACAGAAAGGGCUCCAAAGGCGCAAGAGCUCUUUAUCAAAUCUCCCUCGAUCGCGUCGCAAAUGCCAUGCUGAAUGAGCCCAAGUCAUACGAACUGAUCAUGGCUCUGCCUUGGAAGCUUCAGCAGGACCUGUGGACACACGUUCUGGAAGAUCGCCGAAAGCGACAACUCAUCGAAGGCGAACUCGCGGUCAAGAAAGCCAGCAUGCCUCUGAUGGAUUGGGAGGUCUAUGCUGGUAUCGACAAGAAUGCUGAGUUCAAUGAAGCUCACCCAGAAGAAGUGGUGACUGGUGACGAGAUCAGCAAAUACAACAAGGACUGGAAUGAUCGUUGUCUCUGGAGGAAGUUCCUCAAGUUGGCCGACGUUUCUCUUCCUGUCGAAAAAGUGUGGCAAUGGCACCUCAAGGAGGAGAACACUCUAUUUGUGUACGAGAAAUCUGCGUCUUCUUCGAUAAGAUACGGCUGCACACUUACGAAGAAGCUUCGGGAAGGGAUCUCCUACCAUUGGAUGAGCUCAUUUCCCCUGGUCUCGCGAGGCACCGCCUGGACAUGCUGCAGCAUGCGUCUGCCUGUGGCAUGUACCAACAGCAAGCUGAUGGCGAUGUCUAUUGGGGCAUCAACGAAGUCAUGCACCUAA
Molecule: messenger RNA, 672 nt
Organism: Cyphellophora attinorum
Lineage: Eukaryota; Fungi; Ascomycota; Eurotiomycetes; Chaetothyriales; Cyphellophoraceae
Exons: 1
Coding region: 1-672 (223 amino acids)
Source: RefSeq, a predicted model, not a curated record